AUGGCGACUAAACGAAAGGCAGCUGAAGAUGCCAGAGCCGCGAUAGCAGAACAGGCAGCCCAGCGCAAGCGUGCAAAGUCAUCUGCGACAGCAAAGACGUCUACCGGCCAAGGUGCCGUCGAGACGGGCGUUACUCAGGAUAGCGUGGAAAAGAAGAUUCCGGACUCGAGUCGCGAUGAAGUUGCGACGGCCAAUGCAGCUGGCUUGCAGCAUGCAGAGGAUGAAGACCGAUCUAAGGUCUCUGUUGGAAGCGGUCCAGGCCUCGUAAAAGCUGUGCGCGGAGGUAGCAGCAGCAAGGCCAGCCAGACACAGAAUACCCUUUCAGAGGCAGAAAACAUCUCAACCCCUCGUGGGAAGACCUCAGGAACGCAGGGUAAAGAUCGGAAUGCAAGCACAUCGGCCAAGUCAGCGCCUGUCGACAAGCGCUCAAACAAGAAGCCACAGAUCGAGCAAGGUAUUGCAAAGUCACCUCUUGACACUAGCAACAAGGUCGCCCAGUCUGAUUCAAGUGAGGGAGAAGAGUUGCAGGCGGUGCGCAAGACACGUGGCAAAGGCACACGAGCAUCACUGAAAGCACAGAUGACCCCCGAGUCCGGAAAUGAAGGUACGAAGCAUGCGCCGAGUAAGGCAGAGAAACGAGUCAAGGCCCGAAACGAAGACAAGCAUGUGACAAAGCCUGGUAGAAAAGACAAGAUGCGUGCGGUGACAGUUAUCUGGUCAGGGCGGCCACAGCGCAGAAUUGUCUACACCAGUGUCAGUUUCCGGGCAUCGAACGACACUGAUGCUAAGACGUACCGUUCGACCAAUUUGCAGGCGUUCUGUUUCAAGCACAGCCGCCGCAUGGAACCACCGAAGCGUGUGGACUGGACCUCACCGGUUGAGAGCACUGCCAGCGAUGGAGUUUUCCGACCUGUCAAGAAGACAAUUCAGCCUGUCAGUCCCAGUACGUUCCGCACUAUCACGGCGCCACCAAGACCGAAGGAAAUGGCCAAAGAUGAAGCCUGGUACGCACAAGAAUUGGCCGCUUUUGAAAAGGUCAAUCAAAAGCCUCACGACGAUGCGCAGGAGAUGCAGCAAGAAUACCACCAACAAACACGCAAUGCUGAUGCCGCAUUCGUGAAGGCCAUUGUCUAG
This is a messenger RNA of Pseudocercospora fijiensis CIRAD86, 1134 nucleotides long. RefSeq lists its product as uncharacterized. Lineage: Eukaryota; Fungi; Ascomycota; Dothideomycetes; Mycosphaerellales; Mycosphaerellaceae. The transcript has a single exon. Bases 1 to 1134 code for a protein of 377 amino acids. The record is from RefSeq and is a predicted model, not a curated record.